This is a messenger RNA of Mesocestoides corti, 354 nucleotides long. Lineage: Eukaryota; Metazoa; Platyhelminthes; Cestoda; Cyclophyllidea; Mesocestoididae. The record is from the annotation of a GenBank genome assembly.
AUGGAAGAUAAGAACGAGGCAGUAAGAGUUAUGGAGGCUGGCGGUGUGGGGUGGGCGGGUGCUGUAAAUCUCGCCCUGACGGUGCACAGUGGCGGCGGCGGUGGAGAGGGUGGAGGCACGUACUACGACGAUGAGAUAUAUGCCAGCGUGGGUAUGCGCACUUUAUUCCAGCGAAUCGCUGAAUCAGUCUGUGCCAACAUCGUGCCCGCUGGCUUCAAUCCGAAGUUGGCGCGUUACAUCCAGCAACGCGGCGCAUUUGAAAACGCGUAUCGAUUUUUACCAAAGCUGAGUUCUGCAGCAAGUCGGUCACGUGACCGUGAAACCAACAGCAUGGAACACGGUUUCACCGAGUAG